AUGGCCUCUCCCUACGACAUCCCCCCACUCCACCUCCAACUCCAACACCCCCUAAAACUCCUCGCCCGCCUCCUGCACUACCUCCUCUCCCUCCUUUACCCAGACCGCCACGCGCGCCGAAACAUAACCGUCGUCUGCAUCUCCGACACCCACUGCCUAAUCCCCAAAGCCCCCCUCCCUUAUGGCGACAUCCUCAUCCACGCGGGCGACCUCACGAACGCCGGCACGCCAUCGGAACUCCAAGCACAAAUCGACUGGCUCGCCGGUUUGCCGCAUCAACAUAAAGUCGUCGUGGCUGGGAAUCACGAUACGUGGCUGGAUCCAGAGUCCCGGAAGACAUUGAGUGAUGCGAAGGAGAGGGAGGGCAAGGUCGAUUGGAAGGGAAUCCACUACCUCCAAAACACCUCCGUAACGCUAGACUUCCCCAACCGAACAUCCCUCAACGCCGGCAAAAUCACCCUCUUCGGCGCGCCACACACGCCCGACAAACUCGGCCCGCAACACGCCUUCCAAUAUCCCCGCGGCACGGACGUCUGGAGCGACGCCAUCCCGGACGACACGGAUAUCCUCGUCACGCAUUCUCCGCCGGCGUACCAUCUCGACUUACCCAGCGUACGAGCCAUGGGCGACGAGUUCCUGCUGCAGGAAGUACGGCGGGUGAAACCCCUGCUGCACGUCUUUGGACAUAUCCAUGCGGGGAAGAGUGACUUUUUGGGGUUGCUGAGGGGUGGGCAGGAGGUUGUGAGGUGGGAUGCGAGUGAGCGGUAUUUGGAGGAGACGUUGCGGUAUGGUGCCCCUGGGGGUGUGCUCGAUGGGCCGGUGAGGGUGUAUUAUUUGGGAAUGAUGGUUGUGAGUGGGGUUUUGGAGAUGGUGAGAGAGGUUGUUUUUGAUUGGGAGGUGAAGAGUACGAGGAUGGUUAAUGCGGCUAUGGUGUUUUGCAAUACUGGGAGGAUUGGGAAUGGAGCUCAGGUCGUUCAUAUUUGA
Molecule: messenger RNA, 984 nt
Organism: Zasmidium cellare ATCC 36951
Lineage: Eukaryota; Fungi; Ascomycota; Dothideomycetes; Mycosphaerellales; Mycosphaerellaceae
Exons: 1
Coding region: 1-984 (327 amino acids)
Molecular function (GO): hydrolase activity
Source: RefSeq, a predicted model, not a curated record